Molecule: messenger RNA, 807 nt
Organism: Cetraspora pellucida
Lineage: Eukaryota; Fungi; Glomeromycota; Glomeromycetes; Diversisporales; Gigasporaceae
Source: the annotation of a GenBank genome assembly
AUGAUGCACCCUUACUUUGUUGCAAGCUUAAUUGUCGGUGGCGCCGUUGUUUGCUAUACUGCAUAUAUUCUUUACAAAGAGUUUACGGAAGUGCCACAAUUUGUUUUCAAUGACGGACCAAAUACUGAUAGAGAUACCAAAUGGCGUAGUGGCCAAACAAACGGUUACCAGAGUAGUGACGAUGAGAGCUUGUCUAUUGUUGGCUCUGAGGAGAAAUCUGGUAUUAGGAGAAGGAGAAGAUCAAAAGGCAAAAGCCGAAGAAAUUUAAGCAAUAAAAGUCAUAGUGAUGAUGAACAAGAACUGCUGGACAGGCUAUCAUAUUUGAACGCAGUUGAGCAAGAAAUAGAACGCAAAAAACUACAACUAGCAAACGAAGAACGCAUCCUUAGUGAAAGAGAACGUGAGGUCGAAAAGAGAAGACAAAAUUUGUCACAUUCUACUCGUUCUAGUCGCUCAAGCUCACACUCUGACUUAUGGCAGAGUAUAAAUUCGCCGAUUGGUGUCACACACUCUAAUCAUUCUACGAUCUCUACUUCUACCGUAGAUGAUGAUCAGCCAUUGAUAAUUGGAAAUCCAGAUGUUAAUUCUUUGAACUCUGCCCCACCCACUGUUAAAACUACUAGUUCUUCAGAACAACCUCAACAACAAUUGAUGAGAUCAGAUGUACUUCCUAAUCAGUCACCUUCCUUAUUAAAAUCUGUUCCUACGGAAGAAACAUGGUCGGAAAUUGGAUCUGUUAUCUCUGAGAAUUUUGGAAGCAUCAUGUCGUCAGUUGUGGACAUUGAUAUGGAAAAUAUAGAGCAUUGA